Molecule: messenger RNA, 3894 nt
Organism: Prorocentrum cordatum
Lineage: Eukaryota; Dinophyceae; Prorocentrales; Prorocentraceae
Source: the annotation of a GenBank genome assembly
GACAUGAAAGAAGCCCUGCGGCCCCUCGUCGAGGCCAGCGCCUCGGGGAUCCGCGAGAUUGCCCGCGCGGGCUUCCACGCUGGCGCGUCCUGGGCGCUGCUGCCCAGCUGCCCCGCGGCGCCUCCUUGCCCGCCGUACCCGCCUUGCCCCGCGUGCUUCUGCACGUGCGGGGAGGGAGGCGGAGGCGGCGGCGCUCCUGCUGCCGGCGGCGGCGGGGGCGGCAGCCCGCCCUGGCUGACGGCCGCAGGCGGGCCGGUGUGCGACGCGCUCGCCGACGCGCUCGUCGGGGCGCUGCGCGAGGCGGUGGAGGGCUGCGUUGGCUGGGGGGCCGCGAUAGCGCUGGUGCUGCUCGCGCUGCUCGCGGGGUUCGGCCUCGGACGCCUCAGCCUCGCCGCGUCAGCUCGCCUCGAGGCUCGCGAUGGCGCUGGUGCCCAGGGGAUCCUCGUGGCGGCUUCUCCCGGGGUGCAGAGCAGUGGUGCGCUACGCAGGGGCGACCUCUGGCACGAGCGGAUCCUGCUGUACCCAGCAGCCAGUGAGGCUUCGGGCGCUGGGCUCCCAGGAGCCUGCUGGGUGGUGUACACUCCGGACCACGACAUGUACAUCGAGGAGCUCGAGGGAGGCUCGCCCGACGACAGUCCCGUCGAGUGGCUGGAGAUGCCGCGCGACCUGCGGCUGCCCAGUGGGCUCGGGCGGGCGUAUCGCUUUGAUGAGUCUCCGACGGAGGAGGUGAUGAAGGGCCUCUACCGUCGGGCCUUCUCGGCUGCCCAAGCCGAUGCGGAGGCGCGCGGAGUGCUUCUGGAGGCGCCGACGGCUGUGCGGACGGCCGCAGGUCGAGACGUGGCGGUGCACGAGGUGCUCGGGGCCAACUUCUUUGGCGGCCGACGGAUGACGGGCAAGAGACCUCCUUUGGGACUGGACCUCGGAGGAGACCGCGGAGGCCACGCUGGACCCGCAGCUGCGGCAGCGGAGGCCCUCGGCGACAGCGGCCCCCCGGGGCCUGCGGUUGAGGGCACCAGCACGCCGCGCUCGAGCGGCCGCGUCUGGCGAGCAGCCGAGGCCGACGAGCGCUGCCGCAUCGCGCUCGGGGACGAACUGGGGCCUCCUGCUCAUUCGCUCUGUGGCAAGGGGCUGUGCUUGGCGGCGCCCGGGCGAGCCGUGGUGGUGCAUCUGACGGGGCUCGACCAGGACUCCUUUGUGAUGAGCCUGCGCGGAGGCGAGGGCCAUCCCUUCAGUGCUGGCGCUGAGAACGGAGGCGGAGGAGAUGCUCGAACCUUGACGGUGAAGAGUGGGCCGCGGGGCCGGGGCCGUGAGUGGCGCGAGGUCGUGGAUGCCUGCGAGGAGGAGCCCUUCAGUGACUUCCCAGUGGAGCACGAGCAGCUCAUUAAGUACAUCGGGCUGGCCGGCACGCAUGACCAGCUGGACCUCAGCAACUGUGCCUUCGCCGAGGCGAUCUUUCGGCGGGCGCAGACUAUCGAGUGGAGCUACCACGAUCGGUUGCGGGGGGCCGACUCGGCCAGCUCCAAGGACAAGAUGAGUCCGGGGGAGUUCUCGGCCUUCAGCGGCUUCAGCAAGGCGGGGGACUUGCUGAUGGUGGCCCCCGCGCUCCUCGAGUUCGUGAAAGGUCAGGUCGAGAAGGACGCCGCCAUCAUGAAGAACAUCAGGAAGGCUCGAGAAGAACGAGAGCUCCGCCGCAAGGGAGCCCUUCGUGAGCUCCGCGGUGCUGGCGUGUGCGAGGACAUCGACUCGCCAGUCGUCAGCUUCGACGACUCCCUCGUCUCGCUGCCCGAGGCCGGCAACGUUCCUGUGCCGCUUGGGGAGCUGGUUGCAGGCGUGGGCGAUCUCGAUGUCGAGGCAGCAAUGCACGAGCAGCUCCUUCCACGCAAGGAUGCGGAGUCCAACCUCUCCGAGGCUCCGCGACAGCCGUACAUGGAUGCUAUCCUACGAGCUCAGCCACGCGCCUAUGCUGGGCUGGUGCGGCGCUUGCAUACGGCAGGGAUGGUGGCCUUCUCAGCCGCCCCGCGUGAGAGGUGCGGCCUCUUCUUCGUGCGUAAGAAGUCUGGCAAGCAGCGCAUGGUGAUAGACUGCCGACGGGCCAACUGCUGGUUCAAGAGGCCUUCGACAGUUGCGCUGGCGACAGGCUCUGCACUGGGAGAGCUGGCCGUGCCAGAGGGUGAGCAGCUCUACGUCGGCCACGUGGAUAUCUGCGACGCCUUCUACCACUUCGGCUUGCCUGAGGCUUUCCGUGAUUACUUCGCGCUGCCGGCGGUGAAGGCAGGUGAUGUGGGGCUGACUGUCCUGGGUGGAAGGUCCCUCGCGCCUGGCAGCCGUGUGUGGCCAGUCCUGGCGGUGUUGCCCAUGGGCUGGAAGCUGCAGGUGUCAUGGAGUUCUAAGGUGAUGUGCACGGACGCGUCCUUUUGGGGCUUCGGACUGGUCUGCAAGGACCUCGACAAGGACCUCGUGGGCUCGAUGGGCUGUUUCUCAGAACGGUGGCGUUUCUUGGGCGACAGCAAGGUGCUCUCCAGGGCUUGGGCUGCAGGCUCCAGUGAGGACGAGAUCAUGACGAAGCCCCUAGAGAGCUCCAAGGACUUCAGCAUGCCCGCUGGCUGCCUAGCGAGUGGAACUUCGCCGACGGUCCUUCGCGAGGGCUGCGGCACGCUGGAUACGCUCGUGCUGGAGUCGGCCAGGCUGGAGCGCCGCCAGGCGGCUGCCCCGGCGGGAGAGGCCCGCUCGGUCCCGAGGACCCGCCCGGUGUUGCCGAGCCAGGCGACGUCAGCGCCGUCGCUUCGGAGGCUUCUCUGCGACGACCUGGCUGGCUCGCCACCGCUCUCCGAGGCGCGGGCACCGCCUGCGGCCGACAAGGUGAAGCGGGGGGAGCUGGCCCGGCGUGGAGCCAAGCUGGCCGAGGCGGGGACGCUGGACGUGCUUCGGCUGAGCACGGUGCGGACGCAGACAGUGAGGUCGAGGUUCCAGCAGCUGGCCGCCGAGUUCGACGAGUGGCUGGCGGAGCAAGGGUUACCUGCGCGGCCGACGUUCUCCCUCGACGAGCGGAGGAUGAUCCCGCUGGCGCCCCAGGCUGCCGCCGAGCUGGACUGCAGCCUUGCGGAGUGGAUGUUGGGGCAGUACCUGGAGGGCGUCGAUCACUGGCGCGGAGUGCAGAUGCUGGCAGCCCUGCAGUGGAGCCACCCGCGGCUCGGCCGCGACGGCGGGGCUCGUCUGCCCGGGGCCAGGCAGUCGCUCCGGGGCUGGAAGGUACUGACGCCGCCGUUGACGAGGCUGCCGCUCCCCGAGGAGGUCGUUGCAGCCCUGGCUUGCGAGCUGGUGAGCAUGGGCCUGUGGGAGGCGGCGGCAUGCGUAGUCCUGUCGAUGGUGUUCUACAUGCGACCAGGCGAGUGGGGCCGCGUGCGAGUCAAGCACGCGAUCGCGCCUCGCGCCUCGGGAAGCCAGGCCCUGCGACAGUGGGCCCUGGUGCUGCACCCACACGACGGCGAGGAGGCGCGGCCCAGCAAGACGGCCGAGUUCGACGAGAGUCUCGUGCAGGACCUCACCUGCGACCUGUGGCUGGGCGGCGUGCUGCGGAGACUGACCGCUGCGAAGCCGCCAGACGCCGCGCUGUUCAGCUUCUCGGUAGAGGGAUUCGCCGAGAUCUUCAGACGCGCGGCCCGCCGCCUCGGCCUAGAGCCCGCGCUGAUGCCCUACCUUCUCAGGCACUCCGGCGCCAGCCGAGACUUCGUCAACGGGCUCAGGCCGUUGAGCGAGGUGAAACGGCGGGGUCGUUGGAAGACGGACGCCUCCGUGCGUAGGUACGAGAAAGGUGCCGUGUUCGACGGAGAACCCUUCAACCUCUCGACUGUGGCUCGCGCCGCCAGUCGCCUCGCUUGUCAGAUCCACGCGUUG